Strongylus vulgaris is the source of this 690-nucleotide messenger RNA. The record is from the annotation of a GenBank genome assembly. NCBI's taxonomy places the organism in Eukaryota, Metazoa, Nematoda, Chromadorea, Rhabditida, Strongylidae.
AUGUUGCCUAGUCCUGCCUCUGCUAGUUCCAUGUCUAUAGCUAGCCCGAAUCCAUUCCGGCUUGCUGCCUCUGGGGAAUGGCACAAUGAGGACUCUCCAACAACUCCUGGCACUCCUGAUAUAAGAACAGCAGAAAAAGCAUUUGAAGGCUGGGUUAGAAGAAGAAAAACUGCAAAGGAGUUGUUUGCCAAAGAAGUCACAAACAAAUGGCCGAAAUGUUGGAUGUGCCUGCGAGGACCGUUUCUCAACAUCUAUCCCAACCAGUUUACUCGUCGAGCAGAUAUGAUUAUUAACAUUGCGAAGUGCAUGGUGUCAGAUGAGACGGAGCUUAAAACAUCAAAGAAGUUCGUUUUCCGCUUGUCAAGACCACCAAUGGAGCACCACUUCUCGUGUUACAGUCAAACCGACAUGAGAACGUGGAUCCACAAGAUUAGAGUGGCUAGCGAAAUGUAUGGUGGACAGAAUCGAGGCAUGUCAAAAUCAAUUUCCUAUUUGGAAACUGAGCAUGGUGACUCAUCCGGGGAGCACUACAAUACACUUACGGGAUUGCCAACGUCAUUGACUCAUAGUCAUCAUGAAGAGUCUUCUGCACAUUCUGCAGCAGCAUGUAACACCCUUCCCCGUUCAACCACGGGCUCCCUAGCAAAGCACGGAAAAGCAGCUGCAACUCGGUUUAUCAACAAAAAGUGA